ACAUUCCAUGCCAUGUGUACUAUCAGUAGUAUAUGUUAAAUUUUACAUUUUGUGUAGAAAAAAUGACUUGGUAUGAAACAUGUUAAUACCCUUCUCAAUUUUGUUAGACAAAGACUAUUGUACGUGAUAGCAUUCAUGUUAUGUAACAAAAUAUCUAAAAAAUCAAAGGGUCCAAAUAUGAAAGAUAUUAGGGGAAUAUAUGUAGCAAGCCUAAAUCCACCAAUGUGUUCAAAUGAUCAAGAAAAUGCAUUACUGACUGAAGAAGAGAUACACAAAUAUUUCAUGUUCCUAAAUCACAAGAAAAUCCUUGAUCAAGAAUUAUUCAAUUUGAGAAUUAAAGGAACAGAAUUUGCUUCAAUUCAAGAAACUGUGGAUGUAUUAUACAAACAUGAUAAUAUUAAAAAUGUAACUGAAAUGGUUAUAGGAAUAUUAACCAUAGCAAAUAGAAUUACGUUUAAAAGUCUGUAUAAACAAUAUGAUUCAUACCUGGUAAAACAUUAA
Messenger RNA from Eufriesea mexicana, 501 nucleotides. RefSeq lists its product as uncharacterized. NCBI's taxonomy places the organism in Eukaryota, Metazoa, Arthropoda, Insecta, Hymenoptera, Apidae. The record is from RefSeq and is a predicted model, not a curated record. Bases 73 to 501 code for a protein of 142 amino acids. The transcript has a single exon.